AUGGCGACCCAAGCACCUUCCGACGCCGCUACGGAUUCGUCUCAAUUGAAGAUGUAUCCCAAGCCAGUGACAAUACUAAUCAUUGGUAUGGCUGGUAGUGGUAAGACGACACUUAUGCAACGUUUAAAUGCCUAUGGAGUCGAUUCUGGCUUGCGCAAUUAUGUGAUUAAUCUGGAUCCAGCCGUUCGCAAAACUGGGUACACUGCGAAUGUGGAUAUUCGAGAUACAGUAGACUAUAAACAGGUCAUGAAAGAGUAUGAACUUGGUCCAAAUGGAGCGAUUAUGACGUCGCUUAAUUUAUUUGCUACUCGUUUUGACCAAGUUAUUAAUCUAUUGAGCAAACGUAGCAAUGACCUCGACUAUGCUAUUGUAGACACCCCUGGACAAAUUGAAGCUUUUACGUGGUCAGCAUCGGGUCAAAUCAUUACGGAAUCACUGGCAUCGACUUUUCCGUCUGUGAUUGUCUACGUUAUGGAUACACCACGUACUGCUAGCCCCAAUACGUUCAUGUCCAAUAUGUUGUAUGCUUGUAGUAUCCUCUACAAGCUAAAACUGCCUUUUGUCGUCGUGUUUAACAAGAUUGACGUGCUCCGACACGACUUUGCAACUGAAUGGAUGACGGACUUUGAAGCUUUUCAAAAAGCAUUGGAUGAGGUACAGGACGACAGUUAUAUGGGAAGUCUUUCACGCUCACUCAGUCUUGUACUGGAAGAGUUUUACAACAAUUUGACGUCGGUGGGCGUGUCUGCUGCGACUGGAGAGGGAAUGCCCGAGUUUUUUGCUGCUGUCGACCAAGCUGCCAAGCAAUACGAGAACGAAUACCUUCCAGAUCUGCUCGAACGUAUCAAGCAGCAAGAAAAGAAAAAACACCAACAACAAGAAGCGACAUUGUCAAAUGUCCUGCAAGAUAUGGACAUUUCGGAUGACAAAGUAGUGCCUACUAACGUAGCUGGUGAGCGUACUGAUCUAUAA
Peronospora farinosa is the source of this 972-nucleotide messenger RNA. NCBI's taxonomy places the organism in Eukaryota, Oomycota, Peronosporomycetes, Peronosporales, Peronosporaceae. The record is from the annotation of a GenBank genome assembly.